Messenger RNA from Lucilia cuprina (Australian sheep blowfly), 1355 nucleotides. RefSeq names its product ornithine decarboxylase 1-like. Lineage: Eukaryota; Metazoa; Arthropoda; Insecta; Diptera; Calliphoridae. The transcript has 7 exons. Gene Ontology annotation, molecular function: ornithine decarboxylase activity. The coding region runs from base 122 to 1312 and encodes 396 amino acids. The record is from RefSeq and is a predicted model, not a curated record. Gene Ontology annotation, cellular component: cytoplasm.
ACCUUUAAGAAAUAAUACUGUUACUAAUUCAAUUGUUGAGAACUAGAAAAAAUUCAAUACAAAACUUUAGUAACUCAUUAUAAGAACGUGCGGUAUACAUUUAAAAGUUUUUUUUUUUAAAAUGUUUAAAGAAAAUGAAAUAAAUUUUUACAAAAAUGAUAUAAAUUUAAAAGAAUUAAUAGAAACACAAAAUUUAAAAGCCACCGAUGAAGCUUUAUUUGUAUGUGAUUUGGAAAAAGUUAAAGAAAAAUAUGAAACCUGGACUAAGUUUAUGCCACGGAUUAAGCCUUAUUAUGCGGUUAAAUGCAAUGAUGAUAAUUUUAUAGUAAAAACUUUGGCCGAUUUGGGUACUAGUUUUGAUUGUGCUUCUAAAAAUGAAAUUAAACAAGUUAUAGAAUUGGGUGUAGAAGCCGAACGCAUUAUAUUUGCCAAUCCCUGUAAACCGGUAUCACAUUUGGAAUAUGCCAAAGAGCAUAAUGUUAAAUCGAGUACAGUGGAUACGGAAUUCGAAAUCUAUAAAAUACAUAAAACUUAUCCGGAAUCAAAUCUGGUUAUACGUUUCCGUUGCGAGGCCAAAGAAGCUCAAUGCCCAUUGGGUGACAAAUUUGGCUGUGAUGCUGAAAGUGAUGCCACGGCUCUAAUGUUGCUGGCGAAAAGUCUUAAUUUAAAUGUUAUAGGCUGCAGUUUUCAUGUGGGCUCGGGUUGUAAUGAUUUUCCCGCCUAUGAUCGUGCCAUAACAACGGCUAAAAAUCUUUUUCAAUUUGGUGCUGUUUUAGGUUACGAAAUGAAUUUACUUGACAUUGGUGGUGGAUUUCCGGGUAGUGAUGAUAAGAAAUUUGCUACGAUUGCUGACAUUGUUAAUAAAUCUAUUAGCCGCCAUUUUCCCCAGGAUAAUGUUAAUAUUAUAGCAGAACCGGGAAGAUUUUUUGUAGCCUCUGCAUUUACUUUAAUUUGUAAAAUUCAUGCUAAGCGUGAAGCUAGAAAUCCCAAUGGUAAAUUGCUAACAAAAAUGUACUAUUUAAAUGAUGGCGUCUAUGGAUCGUUUAAUUGCAUUUUGUACGAUCAUCAACAUGUGACUGUGGAGCAUUUUUUGGAUGAUGAAGCCCACAAUCUACCGACAUUUAACACUUUAAUUUGGGGUCCCACUUGUGAUGCUUUAGAUAAGAUUGCUGAGGAUUUACAAUUACCCGACUUAAAAUGUGGUGAUUUCUUGGCCUUUCCCAAUAUGGGUGCCUACACGGUACCCAUAGCUAGUCCAUUUAAUGGUUUUAUGUUACCCAAAAUAUUAUAUUUUGAAAAAAUAAAAAUAUGACAAAUAUUUGAAAAUAAAAUGGAAUUUAUAAUGCAGCUUAAAA